Messenger RNA from Zychaea mexicana, 1100 nucleotides. RefSeq lists its product as uncharacterized. NCBI's taxonomy places the organism in Eukaryota, Fungi, Mucoromycota, Mucoromycetes, Mucorales, Lichtheimiaceae. The record is from RefSeq and is a predicted model, not a curated record. Bases 45 to 1052 code for a protein of 335 amino acids. The transcript is spliced from 3 exons.
UCAGCUGCUCUCUCUCUCUCUCUUUCUCCCUGUUGUUUCCCAUAAUGCCUUUGUAUACCCCAUGUAAACACAUUUACCCUCCCAACGAUCCAUUCUUCCAGGAAGGCAACAUAGCCCUGCGAGCAUAUUGGCUUGAACGUGACGCCAAAAGCGAACGCGAAAUUGCUCUUAUACGACAAGAAGCCAACUCGCUCGCCGAGGACUUCACACGACUUAUCUACUGCGAGCAAAAAACAUGUGUUGAAUUGCAUAAACAACCUAUAGCGUUUUUUACAACUGCAGCCUAUGAAGCGCAUUACGAAACACAUCACAAGCAUGUCUGCUCAGCCUGUCAUAAACGGUUCCCAAGUGCACAUUGGCUACAACUCCACUUGGACGAGUUCCAUAAUGUACUAAUUCAAAUUCAAAAAGAACGUGGUGAUAAAGUGUUCCAGUGCUUUGUAGAAAGUUGCACGAAAAAGUUCAUCUCGCCGAGAAUGCGACAGUUGCAUUUAGUUGACAAGCAUCAGUAUCCAAAGUACUAUCCUUUUGAUCUGGUGGCAACGGGUACACUGUCCUUUGAGGAACGCCAACGACGACAUCGUCCACGUCGGCACCAUUCUCCACAGCAGCAAAAUCAACAAAACAAUCCAGAUGCUAUGGCAGUCGACAAGAAGGAGGAUAAUAGCGAUAAUAAGAAUGAUCACAAUGGAUUGCACGACUACGGCGAUGACAACCACAAUGAAAAGAAACAGCACAAACCGCAUCGUCGGCCGUACAAAUCGUCAUCAUCAUCAUCAUCUCAAAAACAACAACAGCAUCAUCAUAAGCCUAAAAAAGCAGAAAACCCAAUGGAUGUAGAUAGUAAACAGAAAUCGCAACCACGAUUACAAUGGCAAAAACAAGUACAAAAGGAGGAUCAAGGGAAUACAUCUUCAUUGAUGAUGGAUAUCGAUCAGUUGACGAACAAAAUGUCACGGCUCCAAAUUCCUCGAUCCGUUGCCUUUGGUCGUGGUGGGAGACGUGCAUUUUCUACCGGUCAAAGGGUGAAAUCAAAGCAACAAGAACAAUAGGAGGAGGAGGAGGAGGAGGAUCAGCAACAGCACAGCGACAAGAAAAUU